GAUUACACAGUAGUGAAGAAGACAUCUGGAGAGUGUGUGGCCCCCAGCAGGUCAGGAGGAUGGAGCAGGGCCCGGGGCCCCAUCACGGAGCCUCCACCUCCCUCACUGAUACCUGAGAGGACCAAUGAGCAGAAGAUCCUAGAACUCACCCACAAGAUGAUGGAGCUGCUGACUGGAGAGGUUCCUAUAAGGUGUCAGGAUGUCACUGUCUAUUUCUCCAUGGAGGAGUGGGAGUAUAUAGAAGGACACAAGGAUCUGUACCAGGACAUAGUCAUGAUGGAGGACCACCGGCCCCGAACAUCACCACUGGAUGGAUCCAGAAAGAGGAACCCACCAGAGAGAUGUCCUGCUCCUCCGGAUUCCCAGGACUGUCCGGGGGGAGAUGACAAUGUGCUACAGGAUGAUCAGGGUGAAGAUCUGAUUCAUAUUAAAGUAGAAGUUGCAGAGGAUGAGGAGACUGACAUGGCGGCUGAAGAUGUAAAGGAGGAGGAAGACGAUGUUCAGAUCAGAUCAGGCACCGCCGAUACCUCAGCCGCUCCGCUCUUACCUCAAGAUCAUACAACUUCUCUUCAGGAUUUAACACAAGACUUUUCAGGACAUUUAUUUCCUCCAGACAUAUCCACAAUCCUUCCCAGUAACAAUCUACUGUUUAACCCCUUGUAUGAUGAGGAAUCUUCUUUGGAUAAUCCAUUUAUAGAUACUAGUGCAAAUCGCCAAGAAGGAAAAUUUCACCCUUGUUCUGACUGUGGGAAAUGCUUCAAAAAUAGAGCGAAUCUUCAACGACAUCUAAGAAUUCACACAGGGGAGAAACCAUUUCCAUGUUCUGAGUGUGGGAAAUGUUUUACCCAGAAAAGUGGUUAUAUUCAGCAUAUGAGAAUCCACACUGGGGAGAAACCAUUUUCCUGUGCUGAAUGUGGGAAGCGUUUUAGGCUGAAGUCGACUCUUGCUCAGCAUCAGAAAAUUCACACGGGAGAAAAGCCAUUUUCUUGUUUAGAGUGUGAUAAAUGGUUCGCCAGGAAAUCAGAGCUUUUUAGACAUGAGGGAACUUAUCACACGGGCAACAAGUUGUUACUGUGCACUAAGUGCGGGGAAAGUUUUGUACGGAAAUUAGAUUUGAUCCAACAUCAAUCUAUUCACAUGGGAGAGAAGUGUUUUUCAUGUUCUGAGUGUGAGAAAUGCUUUACAAGAAGGUCAAACCUCUUGAAACAUCAGCGAGUUCAUACCGGGGAAAAGCCGUUUUUGUGUUCAGAGUGUGGGAAAUGUUUUGCUAAAAAGUGUAAACUAGAUAAACACCUCAAAAUUCAUGGUGGGGAGAAACCAUUCUCUUGUUCUGAAUGUGGGAAAUGCUUCAUGUUGAAGUUUAAUCUGGUUACACAUAAAAAAAUUCACACUGGGGAGAAGCCAUUUUCCUGUCCAGAAUGUGGGAAAUGUUUCUCGCGUAAGGCUAACCUUCUUGAACAUCAGAGAAUUCACAUGGGGGUAAAAAGAUUUUCCUGCUCUGUGUGUGGAAAGUGCUUUUCACACAAAACAGCUGUUGUCCAACACGAGAGAAGUCAUGUGGGAGAGAAGCCAUUUUGUUGCUCUGAAUGCGGGAAAUGUUUUACUCGAAAAGCUAGUCUGGUGGAACAUCAGAGUAUUCACACGGGGGAGAAGCCAUUCUCAUGCUCUGUGUGUGGAAAGCGCUUUUCACACAAAUCGGUCCUUGUUCAGCACGAGCGAUCUCACAUGGGGGAGAAGCCAUUUUCAUGUUCCCAGUGUGGAAAGUGUUAUACACGGAAAGCUUAUCUGGUGGAUCAUCAGCGAGGAUGUACAUUCCAGAAGUCGUCUGCGUGAGAAGCCAUCUUCCUCAAUAAUGUUCAUGGUUUUCUCCACAAAGCAAGGGACCAUCAAGAAGAACUAGUAGUACCUGGUCAUGGUGAACCUCAUGGAUCCACUGUACCGGUCGGAGGCAGAAUUCAUUGUUUUAUGGUGAAUACAAAACUCGUUGUCCGAUCCCAUAUCACAUGUACAGCUGAUCCUGAUUUUAUUAUUUUGAUAAUUCGUCUUCCUAACUUAUAUUCUGUCGUCUGUUUCAUAUUUUCAAUGUUUUUUAAGUUCUGGAAACUAUCAGUAUUUAAAAUUAAUA
This is a messenger RNA of Hyla sarda, 2125 nucleotides long. RefSeq names its product gastrula zinc finger protein XlCGF26.1-like. The record is from RefSeq and is a predicted model, not a curated record. NCBI's taxonomy places the organism in Eukaryota, Metazoa, Chordata, Amphibia, Anura, Hylidae. Gene Ontology annotation, biological process: regulation of DNA-templated transcription.